This is a messenger RNA of Nannochloropsis gaditana CCMP526, 1509 nucleotides long. RefSeq names its product structural maintenance of chromosome-like protein. The record is from RefSeq and is a predicted model, not a curated record. The annotation marks the transcript as partial. Gene Ontology annotation, biological process: sister chromatid cohesion. Gene Ontology annotation, molecular function: ATP binding; protein binding; DNA binding. Gene Ontology annotation, cellular component: nucleus; chromosome; cohesin complex. The transcript has 17 exons.
GCCUACGAGAGCACCCUCAAGUCGAUCGGCGUGCUCGUCAAAGCCCGGAAUUUCCUUGUCUUCCAAGGGGACGUGGAGAGCAUUGCUCAAAAAGCGCCCAAGGACCUGACCGCCCUCUUCGAACAGAUCUCUGGCUCCGAGGACCUGAAGGCGUCCUACGAAGAGGCCCGGCGGGCCAAGGAGGAGGCAGACGAGAACGUGAUCUUCGCGUACCAGAAGAAGAAGAGCCAAGCCGCGGAGCGCAAGCAGGUGAAAGAGCAGAAGGAGGAAGCAGAGCGUUAUGCAGCCAAGAAAUCGGAGCUCAGUGCGUUGACUACCGAAGCGUACCUGCACCGGCUCUACCACGUCAAGCGGGAGCUCGAUCAGAACGAGGCCAAGCUCUCCGUCGUCCGCUCCGAAUUCUCCCAGGCCCUGGAGCAGGAGCAGUCCCUGGAAAGCACCAUCCAGGCAGAGAAAGCGGAGGCGGCAGUCCUGCAGAGGGACGUGGGCAAGGCCGAAAAGGAGCAGGCCAAGCGACGGGAGCGGCUGGAGGCUUUAGCCCCGGGGAAAAUCAAGGAAGAACAAGGGCUCAAGGCCCGGCAAGAAAAGCUCAAGGCGGAGAAGGAGGCGGGUAUGAGCAUGCGCGAAGACUUGCUGCAGCAGAAGGAAAGAAAGAAGGGACUGGCGGAGGACAUCGCCAAGCUGGAAGCCACGGAGCAGGAGCUCCAGAUCAAGCAAGCGGAGGCGAUGGAGGAGAUGCGGGCGAGCGGGGUCACACUCUCUGAGGCCAAGCUCCAAGAGUACAACAAGCUCAAGCAGCAGGUGUCGGCGCAGUGCCAGGAGGGGAAGGCGCGUCUGCAGGCGUUGGUCCGACAGCAGGAGGCAGACAAGACCGAAGCCGCUGUCCAAGAGAGAGAACUCUCCCUCCAUCUCGCGACCAAGGAAUCAGCAGCCCGCGACAUCGAGCAGCAGAGCGCCAAGACCCAGCAGUUGAGCGCUGACUUGCAGAAGAGGGCCAAGGAGAGCGAGCAACUCGAGAAAGACAUCGCGCGUAUGGAGCAGGAGGGCCGAGAGGCGGAGGAGCGACUUGUGGAGGUGCGGGCGGAGAUGAAGGGGUUAGAGGAUCAGCAACGGGCUUACCGGCAGGAGCGAAAGCAAUCUCAACAUGAGGAGAAGAUGGCGGCCGCGUUGGAGAUUAUGAAAGACAUGUACCCGGGCGUAAAGGGCCGCCUGGUCGACCUGUGUCGCCCCUCAUCUCGUAAAUUCAACCAAGCCGUGGCAGUAGCAGGCGGGCGGUUGAUGGAUGCCAUCGUCACGGAUACAAAACAGACAGCCUCCGAAUGCAUUCGGCAUCUGCGGGAGCAACGUGUCGGUGUCGCAGAUUUCAUCCCCCUGUCGGGCAUCAAAGACAAGUCGCCCAAUGAACGCUAUCGGGCCCUGGGCGAAGCCUUUCGCCUGGCUGUGGAUGUCAUCGAGUGCGAAGACGAGAUCCGUGGGACCCAAUACCGUCAUCUGCGACUCGCUGGAUGA